CCGCUACUUGAGAUGCCCAUCUACACACUGUCACCGCUAAAAGUUUCUGGAAAGCCCCCUUUGUUUGCAAGAUGGAAGAUUACUUGUACACGAAUUACAACGCCCACCCAGGCCUACAGCAAGCAGGACCUGAAGAGCAACGGAACUAUUAUGACCACAACCAUCCUCAACAAUCGCUACCACAUAUUUCCGCUCACCGAAGCUUACAGCAAGUACGACCUGAAGAGCAACGGAACUAUUACGACCAUCCUCAACGAUCGCCACCACAUAGUUCCGCUCACCGAAGCUUACAGCAAGUACGACCUGAAGAGCAAGGGGAGUAUGACCAUGGUCAACAGAUAUCAACAUAUGGUCCCCAGACGCAUAAACGAGGACCACUAUUUUCGAAUUCUUCAACGCAAAGAUAUGAGAUCGUCACUGUGGCGAGGGACUCGUUGCCUAAAAAAACAAUCAGGGGAUCAUAUGCUUGCAACGGAUGUCGCGCAUCGAAAGUAUCUUGCAGUCGAGGGACACCUUGCCAAACUUGCCUGAAAAAAGGUGUGAACUGUGUAUACGCCGAACAACGAACAGAUGCUUGGCGGAGUUGUGUACCCGCUUGCAAUCAGUCGAAGAUAAAUUGAACAUCAUUAUAGCUGGACGCUCAUCAUAGUCAUAAAGUCAAUGAAAACGAAGCGUGCCAACAUAACGAGACUACAUUCGAGCUCAUUGAGAUUAUCACGACAGGAUUGGCUGUACGUAUUUGCCCCAUUAUCUUGAUUCG
Messenger RNA from Dissoconium aciculare CBS 342.82, 760 nucleotides. RefSeq lists its product as uncharacterized. The record is from RefSeq and is a predicted model, not a curated record. NCBI's taxonomy places the organism in Eukaryota, Fungi, Ascomycota, Dothideomycetes, Mycosphaerellales, Dissoconiaceae. Gene Ontology annotation, molecular function: zinc ion binding; DNA-binding transcription factor activity, RNA polymerase II-specific. Bases 72 to 620 code for a protein of 182 amino acids. Gene Ontology annotation, biological process: regulation of DNA-templated transcription. The transcript has 2 exons.